Culicoides brevitarsis is the source of this 1615-nucleotide messenger RNA. Its product is annotated as alkaline phosphatase 4-like. Gene Ontology annotation, biological process: dephosphorylation. NCBI's taxonomy places the organism in Eukaryota, Metazoa, Arthropoda, Insecta, Diptera, Ceratopogonidae. The transcript is spliced from 6 exons. The record is from RefSeq and is a predicted model, not a curated record. Gene Ontology annotation, molecular function: alkaline phosphatase activity. The annotation marks the transcript as partial.
ACCUCAGUGAGCGACAGACAGUGGUUGUGAUAAGACGUAAAAAUAUCAUAUAAAGCAAAAUAUUUAAAGAUUAAAACUUUACGAUUCAUCUUCAAAAUGUUUAAAUUAUUUAUAAAAACACAUUAAAUCAACAAACAUAUUAAAAUGGAAAAAACUAAAUUUCUGCACAAAUUAAGUUGAUCAUCAGUUAAAUUGAUCUGAAAAUUAUAAAAAUUAAUACAGCCGUUUUUUGUACUUUGAAGCAAAUAAACGUGUUCACUUUUAAUUUUGUGAUAAAAUUUAGCAUUUUACAGCUUUUAUUUAAAAAAGAAAAUAUAAAAUGAUAUUGAGAGUUGUGUUGAGUUUAUUUUUCUUUUGGACGAUUAUCCAUGGUGCAACUAUUAAAUAUAAAUCACCCAAUGCUGAUAAUGCUCAGUAUUGGAACUCAUAUAAUGAGGCGCGUCUCAAAAAAUUACUUAGUCAAACCAACCCUGAUGGAACGGUUGCUAGAAAUGUGAUAAUAUUUGUCGGUGAUGGCAUGGGUAUUCAAACUAUCACUGCUGGAAGAAUUUUCAAGGGACAACGUGAAAAGCACGUUUCUGGAGAAGAAAGUGAGUUGGUUUGGGAUUCCUUUCCACACACCGGAUUUUCAAAAACAUAUAACACCGAUAAACAAGUACCUGACUCGGCUGGAACUGCUACAGCAUUAUUUUGUGGGGUAAAAACAAAGUAUAAAGUUUUAGGAUUAGAUUCAACGGCAAAAGGGGAUAGCAUGACUCAAGGACAAGUCUAUUCCAUCAUGAAAUGGGGUCAAGAUGCUGGUAAAAGGACCGGUGUAGUUACAACAACUAGAAUAACACACGCAACACCUGCAGCAUUGUAUUCUCACUCACCAAAUAGAGACUAUGAAAGUGAUAGUCCGAUUCCAAAUGAGUAUAAGAAUAGCUUAAAGGACAUUGCAAGACAAUUGGUUGAAGAUGAACCGGGAAACAAAUUUAAUGUGAUAUUAGGUGGUGGACGUGACGCAAUGGGAGCAACAAUAAAAGAUCAGCCUGUUCCACCAUAUAAUUUUACUGGAGGGAUGGAAAAGACUUUUCCACGAUCGGAUGGAUUAAAUUUACCAUAUUUAUGGUUAAAAAAUAAAUCUGAUCCAACAAAACAUGCGUACUACGUUACAAAAGCUACAGAGCUCAAUAAAAUUGACACAAGUAAUACAGAAUAUCUUCUAGGCCUUUUUGCUAAUAGUCACAUGACUUAUGAGGCGUUAAGAAAUUAUACCGAUGAGCCGUCUCUUGCUGAAAUGACUGUUAAAGCUAUCGAAAUCUUGGAUCGCAAAAACAGUUCCGGUUAUAUCUUGAUGGUUGAAGGUGGUAAAAUCGAUCAUGCUCACCAUCAAAAUUUUGCUGGUUUGGCUUUGCAUGAGGUUCUUGGGCUAGAUAGAGCUGUAGAAGCUGCAUUAAAUAAAGUAGGAGACGAUACAUUAAUCUUAGUGACAGCAGACCAUUCACAUUCUGUAACUUUCAAUGGAUAUCCAGAACGAGGAAAUGAUAUAUUAGGUUUUGGACAUAAGGAAGGAGUUGAACCAUAUGAAACAAUCUCGUAUGCUAAUGGACCCGGAUUUAAAGAGCAUCGCGCA